Styela clava is the source of this 3588-nucleotide messenger RNA. RefSeq names its product sarcoplasmic/endoplasmic reticulum calcium ATPase 1-like. Gene Ontology annotation, biological process: calcium ion transport. Lineage: Eukaryota; Metazoa; Chordata; Ascidiacea; Stolidobranchia; Styelidae. Gene Ontology annotation, molecular function: ATP hydrolysis activity; P-type calcium transporter activity; ATP binding. The record is from RefSeq and is a predicted model, not a curated record. Gene Ontology annotation, cellular component: membrane.
UAUUAGAUAGCUCUGUCAUUAUCAUACUCGAUAUUUUUUACUCUGAUCAAAAUCGGAAUUUCUAACUAAAAUGGAAGAUGCUUAUAUGAAACCUAAAGAGGAAGUUGUAAAAUAUUUUGGAGUGUCUGAAAGUCUUGGUUUGACAGCUGAACAAGUCAAAAGAAAUCGGAAAAAAUAUGGACCGAAUGAAUUGCCUGCCGAGGAAGGCAAAUCUCUGUGGCAACUUGUUGUGGAACAGUUUGAAGAUCUUUUAGUUAGAAUUUUACUUUUGGCUGCGGUCAUAUCUUUUGUUCUUGCAUUGUUUGAAGAAGGAGAAGACACUGUUACAGCAUUUGUUGAACCUUUCGUAAUAUUACUAAUUCUCAUUGCAAAUGCUAUUGUUGGCAUAUGGCAGGAAAGAAAUGCUGAAAGUGCCAUCGAGGCUUUAAAAGAAUAUGAACCUGAGCUAGGAAAAGUUCUUCGAAGCGACAAGGCUACAGUACAGAGAAUUCUUGCAAAAGAUAUUGUACCUGGUGACAUUGUUGAGGUUGCUGUUGGCGACAAGGUUCCAGCGGACAUCAGACUGAUUCAAAUUAAAUCAACAACGCUCAGGGUUGAUCAAGCAAUUCUUACAGGUGAAAGUGUCAGUAUCAUCAAACAUACCGAUGCAGUGCCUGAUCCAAGGGCUGUCAAUCAAGACAAAAAGAACAUGCUUUUCUCGGGCACCAAUAUUGCUUCGGGAAAAGCAGUUGGUGUUGUUGUAGGCACUGGCAGUAAUACAGAAAUUGGAAAAAUUCGAGAUGAAAUGGCAGAGACUGAAUCUGAAAAAACACCACUGCAGCAAAAAUUAGAUGAAUUUGGUGAACAGCUUUCAAAGAUUAUCACCAUUAUAUGCAUUGCUGUGUGGGCUAUCAACAUCGGCCAUUUUAAUGACCCCAUUCAUGGAGGUUCAUGGCUUAAAGGAGCUAUUUAUUAUUUCAAGAUCGCAGUUGCUCUGGCUGUUGCAGCAAUUCCCGAGGGUCUGCCUGCAGUGAUUACGACCUGCCUUGCUCUUGGUACACGUAGGAUGGCCAAGAAGAACUCAAUUGUACGAAGUUUACCCUCCGUUGAAACUCUAGGAUGCACAUCUGUUAUCUGCUCUGAUAAAACAGGGACCCUAACCACCAAUCAGAUGUCAGCGUGUCGGAUGUUUGUUGUCGAUAGCAUAGCAGGAGAUGACGACAUCAAAUUCCGACAUUAUUCUAUCAGUGGAUCAACUUAUGAACCUCGUGGUGAAGUCACCAAAAAUGGAAGACCAGUAAACGCUGGAGAUUGUGAUGCUUGUGUGGAAAUGGCAACAAUUUGUGCCCUUUGUAAUGAUUCAUCACUCGACUAUAAUGAGGCAAAGGGAGUUUAUGAAAAAGUUGGAGAAGCUACUGAAACCGCUUUGACCGUUUUAUGUGAAAAACUCAACGUCUUCGACACAGAUGUGUCACGAUAUUCUAAGCAUGACAGAGCUAAUGCCUGCAAUGAAAAAAUCAAAAAAUUAAUGGAAAAAAAGUUUACUCUUGAAUUUUCUCGCGAUCGCAAAUCUAUGAGUGUUUAUUGUGUACCAUGUGACACUACUAUGGGAACUGGACCAAAAAUGUUUGUAAAGGGAGCUCCAGAAGGUAUGCUUGAUCGUUGUGCUUAUGUACGAAUCGGAAAGAAACGUCAACCAAUGACUCCCGGAUUAAAAGAUCAUAUACUACAGCUUGUGGCUGAAUAUGGUACUGGACGUGACACACUUCGCUGCCUUGCACUGGCAACUAUUGAUGACCCUGUGGAUCCAAAGGACAUGGAUCUUGUCGACUCCACAAAAUUUAUUAAUUAUGAAUCUUAUAUGACAUUUGUCGGUAUUGUUGGUAUGCUCGACCCACCUCGUGUGGAAGUUUUCGAUGCUAUCCAGCAAUGCAGAAGUGCGGGAAUUCGAGUAAUUGUCAUAACUGGUGACAACAAAGCAACAGCAGAGGCAAUCUGUCGUCGCAUUGGGGUUUUUGAUGAACAUGAAAACACAGAGGGCCUUUCAUUCACCGGACGAGAAUUUGAUGAUUUAACUUCAGAAGAACAAAGACAGGCUUGUCUUAGAGCUAGAUUGUUUGCUCGUGUUGAGCCUGCUCACAAAAGUAAAAUCGUUGAAUAUCUGCAAGCAAAUGGGGAUGUCACUGCCAUGACUGGUGAUGGUGUGAAUGAUGCUCCUGCAUUAAAAAAAGCUGAAAUUGGAAUUGCAAUGGGUAGUGGGACUGCUGUUGCAAAAACCGCUUCAGAAAUGGUUCUUGCUGAUGAUAACUUCUCAUCUAUUGUAUCAGCUGUGGAGGAAGGCCGAGCAAUUUAUAAUAAUAUGAAGCAGUUUAUUAGAUAUCUUAUUUCAUCUAAUAUUGGUGAGGUUGUAUGCAUCUUUCUUGCUGCUGCUCUUGGUGUUCCAGAAGCCCUUAUACCUGUGCAACUUUUAUGGGUCAAUCUUGUUACUGAUGGUCUGCCUGCAACUGCACUAAGCUUUAAUCCUCCCGAUCUGGACAUCAUGGAUAAAAAACCUCGAUCUACCAAAGAUACCCUCAUUAGCGGUUGGCUCUUGUUCAGAUAUUGUGUCAUUGGAAUUUAUGUCGGCUGUGCCACUGUCGGUGCUGCAUCAUGGUGGUUUCUUUCAGCUGAGUCUGGUCCUCAUAUGACUUACUGGCAGUUGACUCAUUACAUGACAUGUUCCACUGAUUCGGAAAAUUUCAAGGGAAUUGAUUGUAAAAUAUUUGAGGAUCCUCAUCCAAUGACGAUGGCUUUGUCUGUUCUUGUUACAAUUGAACUUUGCAAUGCCCUGAACAGUGUAUCUGAGAACCAGUCGUUGUUGAAAAUGCCUCCUUGGCAAAAUAUGUGGUUGAUAGGAGCUAUCAUUUUGUCCAUGGCUCUACAUUUUAUGAUUUUACAUGUUGAUCCUUUGCCGAUGGUUUUCCAAAUCUGCCCAUUGAACUGGGCUGAGUGGCGAAUGGUACUCAAUAUAUCUCUGCCUGUAAUUCUAAUUGAUGAAGCGUUGAAAUACAUAGCGAGAGAAUAUGUAGAAGGUACUGAUGAGAAAAUCAUUAAGAAGAUUAAGUAAUUGUUUGAUAAAUAUAGAAGUUGCGUGAUAAAAUAUCAUGUGUGAUCAGUGAAGUCAAAAAUCAAAACUAUAUCUUUAAAUUAUAUGAAUAUCAUGAACUUUAUGUUCUGAAUUUUUGCUGGUUCAAAUUUAGAUAAUCUAAUAUUCUUGUGAAAAGCUUUUUCUAUUUUUGUAAUCCGAUAUUCAUUUUGACUUGUUUUCAUUGAUAUUCAAUUAUCUGAACUUUGAUUUUAAAAUUUAAAUUUCGGUUUUAAAGCUGCUUCUUUCAUGGUAGGUCUAUUUUGAUCAUUAUUUUGAAAGGUGCUUCUACUUUAUAUUGCUAGACUAUUAGGCUGAAAAUAUUGAAUAAAUACGUUUGUCCUACCUUUACAGUUAUGUAUUUUAUAGAGAAUAUUUUUCUUGUUAUAUAUAUUAUUUAUGUAUGCAUGACACAUUUUGUCUUUGUGCUGCUGUAUGACACGGAAGUCAUCAUUUCAUUUCAAAAUUACAUGUUUUGACAUGUA